GUCUAUGGAGGCACUUCAAACGGCUUUCAGUUGAGUUCUACAUCAGUUUUUAAUACAAAAAUGUAUGCUGAAAUGGAAAACGAUGAAAGUCCUGUACAUAUAGCAUGCACUCAAGAAGGAUGUGACAAUGUUGAUGUAGUGUGGGACUGGAAUUCUCCACGAGCCAAGCAGCAGCCAAAAAGACCACAAAAACGUUUGAUAUCACAAUCACCUAAAGUUCCUGUAAAAAGACAUCCAUCGAAUAAUCAAAUCCAAAAUUUUGAAAAACUUCGAGACGAAUUACAAGCUCUGAGGGAAGCAAUUGCUCUUCCAGAUCAUGAGGAGAGCUUAAUGUUGUCUCCUGUAGAAGAAGCAGAAUAUAAACAUGUUAAUGAUCAAAACGCUGAUAAUGUACGUCCAUUAACUCAAGAGGUAUGUUUAGAAGGAAUUGAUGCAGACUUGUUUAAUGAUUCAGCAGAUGAAGAUUUAAUACUUUGUACUCAAAAAUUAGAAGCAGAUUUAAAAGCUAUAGAAAAGAAAACAAGUGGUUGUAGUAGUAACUUAAUAAAUAAUCCAAAUAGAGGUACAAAAGUUACACAUAUUGACAUUGACAAGGACAUCAGAAAUAUAGGUUUUAGCAGUGCAUAUUUGCAACCUACUAAAAAUUUUAAUGAUAAAAAAGAUCCUUUAGUUAAUAUAUCAAUGAAAAUUAAUGCUGAACAUUUAGAUUCUAACAAAGUUAUUCAUGACAAAAUAAGUUAUAACCAGAGUUUAAAAUCUUCCGCUCAUUUAGGUUUUCCUAGAACAAGGUCAGAAAAUCAGUUUAAAAAUUGCAGACAAAUAGGAAAAGUGGAAUUCCAUCGAACACACAGUUUUGAAUCUAGCGUUGAAUACAAAAAAGAAGUAAUUCCUCAGCACAAACUAGAUGAAAUUGAAAGGAAAAGGAAGGAAGCCUUGGCGAAACUAGAGUUAAAAAGGAAACAAGAACAUAGUGAUUCUCUAUCAAGAUGUUCACCAGAAGAAAUAGAAAAAAAAAGAUUACAGGCACUUGCCAAACUAGAAGCUAAGAGACAGCAAGAAAUUAUUGAACGCAAAAGACGGGAAGCUCUGAAACGUUUAGAAUUAAGCAGGAAGAAAAAUGCUAUGAUAGUGAGAAGUUCUCUCAGUACAAGAUUGUGAUUAUGGAUAUAUUAAAUGUGAUGAGAUGUUUUUAUUCAGUCUGUUAUUUUGUUAAAGAUUGGUGAACUUUACAUAUUUUUGUAUAUUAUUAAAAUCUGUAACAAAUUUGUUACAUGAACUGAUGUAUAUUUUUAAAACCAGUGUGAUAUGCAUAAUCAUACAAAACUAAUGCCGCUUCAAGCAUAUUUCUCACUUAAUAAAAGAAAUAAAUAUCUACAUAAUUAUGCACUAGGUCAAUUCUUGGAGUAUGUGCAUUAUUUUUUGUUAAACGAAAUCCUGUUAGUGCUCAUGGCAAAUUGUUAGUGCUCAUAGUCCAAGCAGUUUCCAAGAUUAUUAGUAGUUUGCUAGAACGGGCCUAUCAUAGAUCUAAUUUUUUUCAGAGAACUAGAAAAUGUUAUUUGUAUUUAGUAUUUUUUUUAAUAAAAUUAUAUUACCUACCUUUAUUUCUCAGCAAAACGAUCAUAACUUUUUAAAAUUUAUAUGUAUUUUACGGACUAUAUAUUUUCUUAAUAGUUUAUUCUUAAAAUUGACAGUAUAUUUUUUAGGGAAAUGGACUGGUAGUUUUGUAUUGAAAUUAAAUUGAACAGUUUACUAAAAUAAAUUUAUUUGAGAAUAAAACGUUCAGUUUCAAAAAUUAGAAACCCAUUUUGUUAUAUAUGUACAUCUCAUACCCAUCUAAGUAAAACGAAACAAGAAUGUCAGUUUCUCUUUAAAUUCGACACUUCGAAUCUUACUAUACUUUUUUAUAUUUCCUAACAGUUAAAACGAUUAUGAUUUAGAUUUUAAAUAUUUUAUAUAUCAUAAAGUUGAGAGAAUUUUUUAUGAAAAGAAAAAAUAUUCAUAAUUCAGUUACAAAUUUCAAAAGUAAGUCUACAAAAAAGUAAAUAAACCAGUUAAUCAUGGGUUCUUUGCACGAAAGUAGUAAUACUUUUCCAUUUUCAUUGAUGCAAGGUUAGUUUUAAAAAUAUGUAUUCAAUAACUCUGUAGUUUUUAAGGCAUUUGGUUGAAAUUUGCAGACUUGCCACAGCUUAACAAUUACUCUACUGUUAGAAAUUUGAUGACCUAUAACUCCUAACGAUCAGGACUUAAAGUAUUAAAGUAGAAGAGAAUUCUCUGUACUUUUAGAGCCUGUACACUUAUGAAAUAAAUUAUAUCUAUACAGGGUGAUUCAUUAACAAUGGGAAAAUCGAAAGCUGAAGAUACUAUACGUA
This is a messenger RNA of Anoplophora glabripennis (Asian longhorned beetle), 2369 nucleotides long. RefSeq names its product eukaryotic translation initiation factor 3 subunit A-like. The transcript is spliced from 4 exons. The record is from RefSeq and is a predicted model, not a curated record. The coding region runs from base 61 to 1158 and encodes 365 amino acids. Lineage: Eukaryota; Metazoa; Arthropoda; Insecta; Coleoptera; Cerambycidae.